GCGAAUAUCUUGACAGCGAGGAUGAGUUACUUUAUGGUGGAGCAAAAAAUACUACAUCUGAUGAAAAAAGUCCUUUCGUGCAUGCUCCACACUUAUCAAAAGACAAAAAACCUUAUUGGUGGAUUUUUAUGGCUGAUGAUAAAAGAGAUAAAAUUAUGAUUGAGCCCAUUAAAAUAACUGACAUUGUUACUAGUAAAACAUUUAAAUUCCAAUUUGCUGCCCCUCGCGAUCCAGGAUUAUAUACUUAUGUUGCAUAUAUUAAGAGUGAUUCAUAUGUUGGAACUGAUAUUAAAAAGGAACUACGUGUAAAUGUGAAAGAUCUUUCUGUGCUUCCACCCGAAAAUGAAGUUGAUGAUGAUAUAUCAGAACCUGAAGAAGAUUCAUUCGCUGGACAGUUAAAACUAGCAAGAGAACAAGGAAUUUACUCAAUGAUGGCUAGUGCAAAUGGUAGCGAAAAGAAGAAAGAAGACAGCGAUAGUAGUGAUGAUAGUGAUGAUGAGUAA
Messenger RNA from Racocetra fulgida, 503 nucleotides. NCBI's taxonomy places the organism in Eukaryota, Fungi, Glomeromycota, Glomeromycetes, Diversisporales, Gigasporaceae. The record is from the annotation of a GenBank genome assembly.